This is a messenger RNA of Morus notabilis, 1220 nucleotides long. Its product is annotated as queuosine salvage protein. Bases 160 to 1077 code for a protein of 305 amino acids. The transcript is spliced from 7 exons. The record is from RefSeq and is a predicted model, not a curated record. Lineage: Eukaryota; Viridiplantae; Streptophyta; Magnoliopsida; Rosales; Moraceae.
UUUGGGUAGUGAUGAUAGGAAAAAUUCAUGGCCUUCGAAGCCACUGCUUUUUGACUAACCAAUACGGAAAGCGGAAAGCUAAUCUAAAAAAAAAAAAAAAAAAGGCACAAAUAUCAACAAACAAACAAACCGAAGCGGGAAACUUCGAACGAGAAAACCAUGGACGAUGUUAGGGCAAGCUCUGCUUGGGUCGCCAGCCGCUCUUCUCACGUCGUCGUCGAUUCUUUGGGGGUUGAGAAAGUGGUGGAGAAUAUCGGUUCCAUUCCUCGAGUGAAAUGGGAUUUCGAAGGGAUUCACUAUUUUGAUAAUGGCCCUCUCACCGUUCAGUAUCUCUUGGUCUUGGACGCUUUGAAUUUCUGCUUUUGGCCCGAUGCCGAUCUAAAUUAUGAUCAUUUAGCCUCGGGGCUGAAGGAAGCUCUACAGAAUGACAAGUCUGUUUUCGACGCUGAUCGUUUGCAGAAAUACACUGGUCCUCAGUUACGUAAGCUCUUGAAAUGGCCUAGGCCACUUCCUUUAGAGGACGAACGGGUUCGGUUGCUGCAUGAGGUUGGAUUUGAACUGGAUAGAAGCUUUGAUGGCAAAGCGUCCAAUCUUGUGGAGUCCUGUGGAAAAUCAGCUGCGAGGCUUGUAGCUCUGGUUGCUAGUCACUUCCCCGGUUUCCGAGACCACUCACUCUACAAAGGACAUCAGGUAUUCUUGUACAAAAGAGCUCAAAUAUUUGCUGCAGAUUUAUGGGGUGCAUUCGAGGGUCAAGGAUAUGGAGAAUUUAAUGACAUUGGAUCAAUAACUAUAAUGGCGGACUAUAUUGUCCCAGCUGUUCUUCAGCAGAUUGGCGUGCUGAAAUAUAGUCCAACACUCACCAACAAAAUUGAGGCUGAUAAGGAAAUUGUUCCAGGCAGUGAGGAAGAAGUUGAACUUCGAGCUUGCUCUAUAUAUGCAGUGGAAAAAAUGAGGGAGUUGAUCAGUAUAAAAUCAGGGAAGCAGGUACUUAGCGUGGAGCUAGAUCUUUGGCUUUGGUCUUUCGGCAUUCAGUUUCCAUCUCUGAAACACCAUCGAACACUAUCGAUAUACUAUUGAGUGCACCAAAACAGAGUGCGGUUGUUGCUAUAUGUUCUCCACUAUUAGAUAGGAAAGAACUGGGCAUUUAGUAACAGCAAUGAGAUCUGAUUAUUUUAUACCCUCAUGAAAUGUGUUUUGAAUUUGAUCUUUUUAUCCUUCUC